AGUCAGUGCAAACUUCACUUUGACGAAAUGUCUUACUCCCAAUUUGAAAACCAAGCCGUUCUGCAGUCGUAUAAUUUUCUGCAAGAAAAAACAACUUACGAGUAUUACGAGAAUAACCAAGCUCUACCACCAAUAACUUAUCCACCUUCUGAUUGGAACUGUCCCCAGUACAACGCGCCCCCUUACAUGUCAUCAGUGCUUCAGCUACCAACAGUAACAGAAAUUCAAGAAACUCAACCCCAACGGACCAAACCCACCGCUGGAAAGCGUGCCCGCACUGCCUACACCUCGGCCCAAUUAGUGGAAUUAGAGCGGGAAUUCCACCACGGGAAAUACUUAUCACGACCACGCCGAAUCCAAAUCGCCGAGAACCUGAACCUGAGUGAGCGUCAGAUCAAGAUUUGGUUCCAAAAUCGCAGAAUGAAGCACAAGAAAGAACAGAUGAACAAAGUUUCGACUCCGAGGUCCUCUCCUGCUGAAACAGCCUCGUCUCUUUCGCCGCAGUCGGUCGCCAGCACCGCUUCAUCCGCCGAUCACCAAAUUGUUGACCGCUUGUUGUCCCACGCUCCCAUCGACAGUGCAAACCAAUGGUACAGCCAAACCAUUGAUAACAGUUAUCAGUUCUGUGAUAAUUUGCAAUACAGUUUUGAUAACCAAUGUUCGGGCACGAUUGACUGGGCUUUGCCCAAACAAGAGGACUGUUUUUAUCAGGAAGGGUGGAACGGCCAAAGCUUCGAUGUGUCCCAGCCUGCUUUAACCACAUUGUGAUUGACUUAUUUAAUUAUGCUACUUAUUAAUGUAUUAGUUAGGGGUUUAAAUAAAAUUUGAUGCAGC
Molecule: messenger RNA, 834 nt
Organism: Tribolium castaneum (red flour beetle)
Lineage: Eukaryota; Metazoa; Arthropoda; Insecta; Coleoptera; Tenebrionidae
Gene: Zen
Product: zerknullt
Exons: 3
Coding region: 28-768 (246 amino acids)
Biological process (GO): regulation of transcription by RNA polymerase II
Cellular component (GO): nucleus
Molecular function (GO): RNA polymerase II cis-regulatory region sequence-specific DNA binding; DNA-binding transcription factor activity, RNA polymerase II-specific
Source: RefSeq, marked provisional